GUAAAAAAUUGCGCCUUACACCAUCUAAGUUAGUUAAACAGUAACGUCGGAGGGAUUUUUGUCUGCUACAUAAGUUUUUAGUUUAAUGGUGGAACGACCAAAAUGACGAGCGGGGAUAUUAUUUAUGACAAGAUCCACUUCAGACACGACCCAAAAUGGAGCGGCCGCCUGGGGCCUGCAGACGGGGGCGGGCUGCUACUCUGUGUGGCGUGUGUAAUUGAAAUGAUUGAGAGUGAAGAUAUUGCCUCAGUGAGGAAGUCUUUUGCCUUGUCUGGUAUUAGUGGGGUGCUGAAGUGUUCUCCGGGGGCCUUGAGAGAGCUGCUCCGACAGGACCACAGAAUCUCUCUGCGUUUUACAGCGUCUCUUCUGGGGAUGCUUCACACCGUGGAGAACCCAGUCACUCUGGAAAAGGUUGACCAAGUGCUGGUUCAGCUGCUUUUAGAGCUCCAGAGUGAGCUGUCAUUUCGCUUUGUUUUGGAUGAGAUACACAAACAGCUGAGUGACCAGCACAGUGUGAAGGGUUUCUUGCCCACCUUCAACUUCUUGGGGAGCCUAGUGGAAGCAGUCCCCAACGUGGCCCAUAGUCUGGUGACUCAGUAUGUGCCCUUGCUGGAGCACCUGUGCACGGCCUUGCUUUACCCAGAUGAUGCGCUGAAGGCUUCGGUCCUGUAUGUGUGGCUCAAACUGUUCGGGACAGCCGGGGGUUCUGCAGCCCAGUCCUUGCCCAUUCCCAUCAGGGACAGAGUGUGUAUCCUGUUGCUGCAGACCUUGGCCAAUGCCAGCUCCCCUCAACUCAUCAACAACUGUGUUGGCCUGCUGUGGCUGCUGGUGCAGCUGGGAGAGGCAGUGUCAGUUCUGAUGAACAGCCCCGGCAAUCAGAUCAUGUGCGAUGAGAACCAGAACAUCCACACCAACAACAGCCAGAUCCUCAGCCAAAACCAAGAGCAACAGUCCCCUGACUAUUGCCCUCUGCCUCUCAUACUGAAAAAGUUGCUGCUGAGUGGUGAUGAGACGUUUCAGGCGACCAGUGCAAAGUGUAUUGCAUCCGUCCUGGUUCAUUCUCCCAGUCAGUACAGUGCUCCCUUCAUCAAGGCUGACAUACCUGAAUUUCUGUUUGACCGCCUGGCCAGUAGUAGUAGUGAGGUGCUUUGGUCUGUCUACAGUUGUUUGGUGUUACUGACUGAGGACCCACUCUUCUUCUCCCAGUGUCACUCUGUCUAUGGUAUUGAGUCCUUGGUGCGCAGUCUGAAGGAGGCUCUGCGGCUGACCAACCUGGAAGUGCCGAAACAAGGUCUGCUGCUCCUUACUGAGAUAUUGGAAAGGCAGCCCCCAAGUGUGCGUCUUUUCCCCAGUGCUCCAGGGUUUGUGGCAGUUUCAGAGGCUGUGGUAGCUGGAGUCUCCUCCUCCUGCUUGCUGGUAGCCACACAGGCUGCCUCCGCUGUCUCUGUCCUGUUCAGACUGAAUCACCAGUCCAGACCAGUCCAGUACAGGGAAAUAGAAGGAUUGAUAGAGGCCAUCACUAACAGAUUCUCUGAGUUGCCCCUACCCUCUCCUGCUCAUCGUCGAAGCUCUGGUAGUCUGAAGAGGUCAGACUCUAGCAGCCAGGCUUCCAGGUCCAAAGGAUUUCUGCUCCAGGCCCUGGUCUGUUUUCAGGCUGCCUGCAGGUUGGCUGAGGAGUGUGCAUCAGAGCCUGUUUUGAAGGAGAACACGUUCACAGCUCCAUCUAAACACAGCCAUGCUCAGGACUCACUGGAGUCUCUGUGUCAAUGUCUGCUGCGCUGCUGUGACUCCGUCUGGAUACCCACCGUGAUUAGGAUAUGUGAGUGUGCACCCAAUGCUCAGAUACUGCAGCACUUCUACUCCGUCCUAUCCUUCCAGUUCACCCUCCUUCCGUCUCUCAUGCCUGUCUUUGCAAAUAAGCUAGCGUCCUCUGGUUUCUACAGGCUGGCUCUGGAACACAAAGGUCUCCUCUGUGCAGGAAACAGUUCACUCUUCACUGUUUUGACCGUGCAUUGUGAAGGAUGUGUGCUCUGUUUAAGGAACCCAAAUCUGAAUGCAUCUUGCUGUGGUUUUCUACAGAAACUCAGUAUGUGUCUGCUUUCCCAGUCAGACCCUGCUUCUGGCUCCUACCAGAAUGAUGUUGAGGAGGUGGAGAAUCUUCUGCUAUACAACCUUCCCUCUCUGUGUUGUCGUCUGUCAGACUGGCCCUCUCUACUGUGUGAGGUACCGGGGCUCCAGCUGUGUGAAUAUAAAGGACCAAGGGCCACUCAGUACUGUCUGCUCAUAAUGCUACACCUUUCCCUGCAGCAAGGAGACAGGCUCCUCCCAGACCAGACAGUGUUCUCCAGUGUGGUGUGGCUGUUGCAUUCAGUGCAGGAGCAGGGCAGCUGUGCCCUGCCUCGCUCUGUGCUCCGCUCUGCCCUCUACCUGCUGGCAAUGACACAGGACAAGAGCCCCAACCUUGACGGGGCUUCUUUUAACUGCAUCAGCAAGGCACUCUCCUCCUGCCAAAGCUUCUCUUCCCUCUACAUUCACCAUCCUGCACUCCUCCACUUCAUCUGUCGCUAUCCGGAGCUAGCAGAGAAAUUUGGGCCCCUGGUCUUGGAACUUUGGUUGACCAAGCAAGCACAGCACACAGAUGCAGAACAGGCCAUGGCAGACAUACAGGAGAAGGGAGGAGAGAGAGAAAGUCAUGCAGACGAGCGGCAGGAUCAGGAGCCAGACACAGAAACCAUGGAGCUACUCACUCUGAUAGAGAAGUACCCAGCUGUCAUACUGACCCUCCUGGACAUGGUUUGCACCAGGGAGGCCCCCCUGGCAGGGCAAGCCCUGGGGGUGCUGGAAGUUCUUUUGCGUGGUCAAAGAGACUUUGAGGCUGACUGGUGUACCAAUCUAAGGCCAGCCCUGCUCCAGGCGUUACAGAGGCUCAGUGUGGAGAACAUGGGCCAUGGGCUUGGACAGGGACACACUGCACAGGCAAUGAACUCACUCCCUCUGGUGCUGAAGCUGCUUUGUGUGACGCAAGCCAGUGACCCACCUUCAUCUUCCUCCUACAGUAAGAUGGACGGAGUGCACUUCAAGCUGCUCUACCACGUGAGUAAUAUAGUAGGGAGGUUGAAGCCUACCAACACAGGGAGCCUGCUACCUGCCCUCAGCUACCUGUACUGCUGCCUGAGUCUGUCCCCUGCACACUGCACUGACAGAGCUGUCUCCAUGCUGCUCUCCAACAGUGGGCUGAUGGACCUGCUGCAGACAGUCCUCUCCUCCUCUGCUCCAUCCCUCUCUCCAUCAGCCUGUCCUCCGUCAGCCCUGCUGUGCUGCAGCCAUCUACUCUUGUCCUCCCUCAUUACCUUGCAGCGUGUUCACUCUGCUCAGGUCCAUAAGAGCAUCUGUUGGAGUCUGGACACAGCUGUACAGCGACUCCUUGUUCAGAAAAGAAACACAGACAAUCUCUUGCUGGUCAGCUACCUCAGGUUGCUGCAGGCUCUACUUGAUGUUGACCUGGCAUCAGCAUUGGUGUGUGCGAGCACUGGUCCUGGCUUGGUCGGGCCAAGACCCCUGGGGAUCGAAGACGGUGCUUUGUACCCGCUUGGCUCCAGAGGGGCCCAGUGCCUCUCAACUGCUCUCAGUGGACUUCUUUUGCAGAAGCACGAGCUGUUGCUGAGAGCCUCAGUCAACUGUCUAAGCUCCCUGCUGGGCUUCCUUCAGAGGAAAAGUCCCUCUACAGCAAAGUACGUGGUGUGUCAGCCAUGGAGUCGAUUCCUCCUCUACUGCCUGCUCAGCUCAGGAGAGAGCUGCCGUCUGCACCCUGCCAUUCUCAGACUCAUCACACUUCUCCUGCAGCAUGGCAGUAUGGCAGUGCUGUGGGAGCCUGACCUGCUCCAGGUGAUGGAGGCGGUGGAGAGGAGGGGGGUGAAGGAGCUCAGCGUGGAAGCAGCACAGGUCCUCAGGCUGCUCCUCACACAGAUCCAGAGCAGUGUCCUGCAUCCGCCACCCACAGAGGAGCACACGCAGAAAGUGAGGAGCAUGACAGAGUCCCUUGGCCCACAGACGCCAGCCGAGAGCUGCAGCCCCAGCCUGCCCAGCAACAUCUUGCGUGUUGGAGAUGUGUCCAUCUGUCUGUCUGACUUUACAGUAAAAGCAGGCUGAUGUUCCAGCAAACUGAUAUUAUAAUGGCUGAUGUUAUAAUGCUAUCAAUUUGCCAAUUUGUUUCAUUGUUCAUUUAUGCUACAUUUCUUGAAUUCCUAUGUACCUACUGUGUUUCCUGUUGUGCUCUUAAAGCAGCAUCAGGGUGUCUCUACUACAGUAUUUUCUAGACCACAAUCAGACAAAGAACCUCACUUGGACAUUUUUGUGUUAUUUGUUUGUGUCUAUUUAAUUUUUUUUAACUAUGGUAGAUAGAAGUGCUCAUGGUGAAACCUGCCAUUAGUGCAUUAGUCAUUUAUUAUUAGGAUAGACUCGUCUUUUCCAUGGAUUCUGUAAUGGGUCAUUUCAAGCAAAUUAAAACUGUUAAAUUAAAAUACUGUUUGUUUUUCUGGGAAUCCCUUGGGACAAAAGUGAAAAUGACACAUUUAACUUUAUAGAAGUACAAAUGACUGUGAUUCAUGCGACACAUGAAAAUGAAAGACGACCCAAAGAAGUAACUGACCUGGUCAUAGCAGCGAUUAUCUUUAUAAUGGAGAAGGUUUUGUCCCAGUGAGGGUCGCAGCUGUAAAUGACCCAUCAGCACCUUCACAAAGCUGUCAGUUUGUGAGAGUGUGGCACCCUACAGGCCUCUGGUGUGUUGGACAGCUGUUGGUGAUGUGCUUGGGAGCUUGAGAGAUGUCAGUGUUGGGCAAAAGUGUGCAGAAGAUCUUUGAUUACCUCUUUCUGUAGAGCAUAUUUAACUAUAAUGUCUACUGAUCAUGUCUGGAUUGGGUUUCAGGUAUUCCAGGAAGGAAAAAAACGUAGUUCUUUUGUAUUAAAGUAAAACUCCUAUUUAUUUCUCAGGCGGUGAUUCAGUCAGACAGGACAUGUGGUCUUCUCAUGUUCAUUUAAUUCAAAGACAAAGUAAAUAAUGGUUUCCUUGAAAAUAUGCACACCUUAACGUUCACAUUGCCAAAACAGUAAGCUUUAAAAAUGAUCAUCAAACACAGCCACUGUCAGCUUCUGCACAUCCUAAGUGAGGUUUCAUUUUAUGGAAAAUAUGUUGUAAAACUGGCAAAAUGGCUGGCAAAAUGAUACCACUGAAGCAUCAUUAUCUCAGAGGAAACACAUGAGAGAAACGGAACGCACCCCACUCACUGGUGGUGUUGCUCUCUAAAUCCUCCGUGCAGAAACAGCAUCCUCCUCCGUGUUUAUCGCCCGCUGGCUGUCAUUCGUCCAAAGCGAGCCAGCCGGUGCGAUCGUGGCGCUGACGGAGUGGAGCAGUGAGAGCCGCAUGCAAAUGAACACCACCUCCGUGUUGCUGUCACCUGAGGAUCUAGCGGGGCGAAUUCACUGUCCCGUCCAACUCAACAGCGAGCUGACCUUAAACGUCUUGUGCGGAGAUUAAAAAAGGUUGAACUGCACUACUUUGGAGAAAUCGCUGCCCGCUAAUCGCUGCCGUGUGGCGCCGCCGUUUCUCGCUACAACACG
Siniperca chuatsi (mandarin fish) is the source of this 5616-nucleotide messenger RNA. Its product is annotated as meiosis inhibitor protein 1. The coding region runs from base 103 to 4149 and encodes 1348 amino acids. Gene Ontology annotation, biological process: meiosis I. The transcript is spliced from 34 exons. The record is from RefSeq and is a predicted model, not a curated record. NCBI's taxonomy places the organism in Eukaryota, Metazoa, Chordata, Actinopteri, Centrarchiformes, Sinipercidae.